GUAUUAUUUUUAGUAUUUCGCUGGAUAUUUUGAGAACACUCAUGAUAUACGCUAUUUUGCCUGCAGCACCCAGAAGUGAACAGUAGGCGACCCGGAAGGUCUGAACUCCGACUGAAAGCAGCCAGAAAGAACAUCAUAACCUUUUAUAAAAUAUCAAAAUCUGCCAUCGUGUUGUUGGGAAUGGCGGAGCCUCGAUUUAACAACCCGUAUUUCUGGCCCCCACCCCCCGCCAUGCCUGGGCAGGGAGCCCUCAUACAGUCGUCUUACUGUAGUACAUCUCCAUUGAGUGUCAGGGACCUCAUCACGUACCAAGACUGUGGAUUUCAUACGGAAUCUUUGUGUAUGGGGAAAUCAGCACAGCUGGACAACCUGGUGCUCAUCAACAAGAUCAAGGAGCAGCUGAUGGCCGAAAAGAUCCGUCCGCCGCACCUGCAGCCCUCCACCGCCACCUCCCAGCAGCCCCUGCUGGUGCCGCCCACCUCCGGCUCCAGCGCCUCGGAGGCCGGCCAGCACGGCGGUGGCAUGGCAGUGCCCAAGCUGCAGCAGAUGCCCGUGGGCCUGCACGCCGCACACAGCCCCUCGCAGCCCGACGUGGCCCUGCACGCCCGGCCCGCCUCCUCCUCCGUGGCAGGCCGAAUUCUUGGAGACGUGAACUUGAACUUGGAUGACAAAACAGCCCUGAAGGCAAGAGGAUUAUGGGAGGACUGGCAUCUAAGGCAGAUCAUUGACCAGCCAAGGACAAACCACCUGUCAGGUUUGGCCCUUGCGUCUCGCGUGUCCAAUCAUGGCUCCUCAGAGGCCGUUACUCCCACCACGCCCACCUCCAGCAGCCAGAGCCGACUGGGUGGGACGCCGUCCCACAACCUCAUCUCAGGAUUGGCCAGCAGUGCUGGCAUGGACCCUAUCAAAAACGGCGGGAGUCUCGCGGGGCUGCUGGGACCACCCCCCAAAAUCGACGGACGCGGGCGGAAAAAGAUAAAGGCCGAAAACACAUCGGGCCCUCUGUUUGUGGUGCCGUACCCGAUACUGGCGUCGGGAACAGAUCAGCAUAUGGGAAUACCCCCCAAAGAAGGCAAAACGUACAGGUGCAAAUCUUGCCCGUUGACAUUCCUGUCCAAGUCAGACAUGCAGAUCCACUCCAAGUCCCACACAGAGGCCAAGCCCCACAAGUGUCCCCACUGCACCAAGUCCUUCGCCAACGCCUCCUACCUGGCCCAGCACCUGCGCAUCCACCUGGGCAUCAAGCCUUACCACUGCUCCUACUGCGAGAAGUCCUUCCGCCAGCUGUCCCACCUACAACAGCACACGAGAAUCCAUACCGGCGACCGGCCAUACAAGUGUGGCCAUCCCAGCUGUGAGAAGGCCUUCACUCAGCUCUCCAACCUGCAAUCCCACCAGAGACAGCACAACAAAGACAAGCCCUACAAAUGCCCCAACUGCUUCCGUGCCUACUCCGACUCGGCCUCCCUUCAGAUCCACUUGUCAGCACAUGCCAUCAAAAAUGCCAAGGCCUACUCCUGCAGCAUGUGCGGCAGGGCGUACACCUCAGAGACGUACCUCAUGAAGCACAUGUCCAAGCACACAGUUGUAGAGCACCUGGUGAGCCACCACUCUCCUCAGAGGCCAGAGUCACCAGGCAUUCCCAUACGGAUCUCCCUCAUAUGAGCCCUCUCCAGUCCACACCACCUUCCCCCAUGAGUCCUCCUGGUCCAGCUCUCCUCUCCUCCCCAAUGCCUCUUCUGGCUGCAGUGGAGGUCUGUUUUGUUACCCCCUCCAUAGGAACCCUGUCUCUCUCUUUUCCACCUUUGCAAGCUUAGGCUCCCCUCUCUUUCUUUCUUUCUUUCUUUCUUUCUUACUGUCUUUCUUUCUCUCUCUUUAUCUCUCUCUCUCUCUCUCUCUCUCUCUCUCUCUCUCUCUCUCUCUCUCUCUCUCUCUCUCUCUCUCUCUCCCUCUCCCUCUCUCUCUGUCGUAUUCCAUAGUAUCAGGGUGGAACUUCUACUGUACCCUCACCCUGUCCUUCAGAUUGUCACAUGGCUACAUGUCUCAUUCUGUUUGUCUUUUUUUUUACUCAAAUGUAUGUUAAUUUUUAGUCACUUUUUAAAUUUGUUUUAUAGAUGUUUUGUUUUCGUCAUGUUUUUCUGUGUACUGACCACAGGUUAUCUAAAUGUGUUUAGCACUCUUUCUAAUGUGAGGAUAAUGUAAAAAAAAGACUAGUUUUCUUUCACUUAUUGAAACUUCUUGAGUAAGGAAGGUAAUCAGAUGGUCAUCCAAAGAUGGUUCGGCAGCACUUUCAAGCCAAUCACAUUGGCAUUUUUUGUUUGUUUGUUUGUUUGUUUGUUUCUCUAUGUGUUAAGACACAAGGACCAUUGACUCUGGCAGCUAACACUAACUACACAUAUUGCAUGACAAUUACACAUUUCCCCCCACAUCACAUUUUUAAUGAAUGUUUCUGUUUGCCUCCUGUUAAGUUGCAGAAAUUAAGCUUUAAUUGAAAUCAUGUCGACUGUUACUUAACCACCCUCCCCAUCCCAAGGUCCAUACAAAUAGACAUGUCUGCCAUUUCUGUUUUUGUUAUGAAGAGGCACUUGCUAGAUUUUUUUUAUAAAUGUAAUGAUGAUGACAUAAGUCAUGAAACACAAUAGAUUUUUCUAUCAAUUAGCCACAUUCAAGUUGACUGCCAGUGAGACCUGAACACCCUCAUGUUAAAGCUACACCAAGCACGUUUGAUUUCUCAACAGUUUCUCAGAAAGAACGGCUUUGUCUCCCCUGAGUAUUUUCCUGAAAAUCCAGUUGUUCAAAAUGUGUUGUAUUCUCGCGAUGGUCUGUAGACUUUUGGGUCAACAUGGCAGUGUUAUGCAAGUGUAGUUUUCAACCCACACACGGUUGAGAUUCGCCUGCAAAUGACUCAUAUAAACAUCUGUUGGUUAUUAUUUAGCUUAAAAACAUUACUUAGUGCGCUUUUGACAUUAAAGGAAGUCAUAACGGAAUUUGAGCAUUGCCCAUUAGGUGGUGGGCCCAGUCUCAUAUCUUGUCAGUUCGUUGGCGUUAACGAGUGGCAACUUUAUUUUUGCUUAUUAUAUGGUUGUGACGUCAUCGGUCGAAUGCUCCAUUCAUUUCAACGGGGCUCCCCAACGUUCGCACGUCUGUUAUUUUUCGAUAACGGACGGGUUGGUCUAUAACAGACCGCUGUCAAUGGCAACAAGACUUUUCACUGCUAAAGCGACUUUUCAACAAGACUCUAAUCAGCUGCUGUGAUAGACAACACCUGCUGGUGUCCUGGCUACCUAGCUGUUAGCGGUGUUCCACAACGGCACUGUUUUGUUUUGCGCAGCAACAAUCUUUUGACAUUACUUCACAUUAAAUAGGCCUAAAGAAAUGUCCCCGCCAUGUGUGAAUCAUUUAAGUAUAUCCAUAUAAUAAGCGGGUUAACUUUCGGCGAGUCGGUCGCUUUGUGGAAUAGCAGCACUUCAGAGAGAACAAGACCCCUCCGCUCCGCGUCGGGGUCUAAAGAUUCUCUCUGUCGUGCUGCUAUUCCACGGUAGCGACCUUCUCGCCGAACGUUAACCCUUACUUAUAUAACCCCCUGACAACCCAUUAAUCAAUAUUUUGGCUGUUGCCAUCCUCAAAACUUGCACAUUGAUUUAUAAAAAUGACAACGAAAACUAGCUGACCGAGUGACGUCACGUCAAUACAAAGUCAACGAGGCAGAAUACAGCUAGCGCGUGCAUGCUACCCGGAACCGUCAGAUUUCAUGGCAAAACGUUACAAGUUGGGGGGUAAGUGGCCUCACUUGUUGUGUACAUGCAAAAAAAAAAAAAUUCUCUCAAACUUUCAGAAGUGCUCUUUUUUGCUGUUAGUGUUCGGUUGUCUGACCAUCAUUAGGCAACGAGAGAUAAAUGUCAAAAAGAGGACAGGUCUGUUCCCUCAAAGCAAUAGAGCAAUGAGGUGACGGGGGUAGAUCAAUUUGCCAAAAAACUACGUGUCAGUAAAGAAAUGCAAGCUGUGUUAUUUUUUCCAGUAACAUCAAAAUGGUCAGGAAUUAAAUGCCUACGUUGUUUCAACGAUUAAGUGAAUUAUCUGCCUAUGAAAAAAGCCCGAUAUGCGAUAAAUAUUCCCUUUUCAACUUUGAGGGGCGGAGACUUCCCAUUGACUGUGCAUUAUGUGACGUCAUCCCCAGUCUUUUUUAUAUCAACGUGCAACUUUUCAGCGUGGCAACAGCCAGAAUAUUGCUUUACAUAUUGUCAGGAGGUUAUAUUAGAAAAAUCAAGUUGCCACUCGAGAGUGAGAACGAAACUCAUUUUCUAAAGGAGCUACGAAAUCUAGCCCACCGCUCUCAGUCCCCAUGUUUCCCUACUUGUGUAAAAUUUAAAAUGGCCAAUUCUCUUGAAAGUAAUAACACACACACACACACACACACACACACACACACACACACACACACACACACGCUCGCGUCAGUGUUGGGUAAGCAUAGUGUAAGAAGGUUGAAGUGUUUUUCAUAAGCUUGUGUUAAAUGUCACGAGUUUAAGAACUGCCUUGUAAUCGACACUCCUCAUGUGUUUUCUGUAUGUAUGGGUUACAAAUACAGCAGUAGAUGAAUCAUAAUACCGUUUCCCCCUUGGCAGUACUUCAUGCUGUGUGACAGUUUGUAGAAUGCAGGGAAGGACAAGAGCAGUCACCUCACUUUGACUUUGAAUCCCUAUAAGGGCCUUUUUCUUCUCACAUCACACACCUUUGGACAUCUUGUGGCAUAGACAAGACAUACACGCCACAGAUCUCUGUCUGAAAGCGGUAGUAGGCCCUAUAUACUGGACCUGCUUGGAAGUUGUUUGGUGUCACGGCGAGAAAGGUUUAAUUGGUACUGGGGCACUAGUCAUGCAACCUGAGGGCAAUGCCAAAGAGCCAGGCUCUAUGGAGUGUGCUGUCAGAGCAACCACAGUGGACAAGAACACUAAUUUAGAUGCAGUGUCGUCAGUUCAAAGCAUUAGGUAACUCCCUAUGGAAAGUUACUCGUCUCAGUGUGUGAUGCAGAGAAGAUACAGAUAUAUGGAUAUUUCAAAUGGAGGGGAGGAGACAGCAGGUGGUAGUUGUGUGAUAGGUAGCAGCACAGCAGUCUAUAUGUGACCUCUUUGGGUACAUUAAAAAUCACAAGUAGCACAGAUGUUAAGCUGCUUGAAAAAAAUAAUACUACACCAAAUAUUUACUUUUGUAGAUAGCCAAAUGCAUACAGCCUUGUCCUGAUUUUUGUAUUAUCAUUUUUAAAUUAGACCAAUAUCUCUCUAAGAGAGGGACAAAAAGUAGGAUGGAUUCUGACAGAUGGUAACCUGUGUUUAUUCCACAGAAGUCAGCUGCCUCCUUUGUAAGACACAUGCUGAUAAUCAAGUUGUAAUAUGCAUGUUUGUUUUUUGCACCCACAGAGAAAUGAAAUUUCAUUGUAGGGUGUCCCACUCAAUAUGUAUAGGAAUCUUUUUUUUGUACAGAACCCCUGUUCAGUCACUUUUUUUCUCCCCCUUUUAAUCGUGUCAAUGUACCAUAUAUACAUAUAAUUAACAUUGUUAUUUUUAUACACAUUUAAGCCUUAACUAUAAUAUCAUUUUAUGUUAUUCACCACAUUUUAUAUUAAAAAAAGUUUACCAUAUUGGUGUUUCCCCCCACUGAGUACUGUAUGCUUUUUUGUAUUUGAUAGCAUGAGAUAAACUGUAAAUAAACUAUGAAAUACCUAACUGUUAACCUGUUUUCUAUAAGAAGUGAUUAUAUAACUCUAGCUAUAAUGAAUACAUUCCCAUUGUCUUGCAUAUUGAUGACUUGUGAUGAAGUUGAUUCUGACUAAAGCACAACAUCUGCAGUCAGCGUCCAAAGCAAGAAGAGUCAUUGUAUAAAAUUAACAGCGCUGAAAUUAAAACAACACAAAUAUGG
Engraulis encrasicolus (European anchovy) is the source of this 5916-nucleotide messenger RNA. It is a transcript of the gene znf362a, whose product is annotated as zinc finger protein 362a. The transcript is spliced from 10 exons. Lineage: Eukaryota; Metazoa; Chordata; Actinopteri; Clupeiformes; Engraulidae. The record is from RefSeq and is a predicted model, not a curated record. Gene Ontology annotation, cellular component: nucleus. The coding region runs from base 181 to 1665 and encodes 494 amino acids. Gene Ontology annotation, molecular function: RNA polymerase II cis-regulatory region sequence-specific DNA binding; DNA-binding transcription factor activity, RNA polymerase II-specific. Gene Ontology annotation, biological process: regulation of transcription by RNA polymerase II.